This is a messenger RNA of Durusdinium trenchii, 2460 nucleotides long. NCBI's taxonomy places the organism in Eukaryota, Dinophyceae, Suessiales, Symbiodiniaceae. The record is from the annotation of a GenBank genome assembly.
AUGGAGGGUAUCAAGCUGCACAAGGAGCUCAAGCGAGCUCUGCAAGAAGAGCGUCAGUUGCUUCAAAGCAUGGCCGAGGAGAGCUUUGCGUUGUGGACGAGCUCUUUGGAGGCCACCUUCACCAGGCUUGAAGAUCUGGGCGAGAAUCCAAAGCCGUUCGACCUUGAUUGCCGUCAAGAGGUCGUGGAAUGUUUGCCAGAUGAAGUGGACCCGGCCCCGGAGCAGUCGGCUGAAAUGCCUCAUCUCCCGCGAGUUACAGUUCAGAUGCCUGUGGAACUGUCGGCCUCCGUGCGCGGCAGCGAGUGCAGCGCCUUGAGCAGCCCACUGGAGCCAGACAGCCAAUUGAUGACCUUCGAUGAGACCAGCGCCAACCAGAAUGGCUUGAAUGGUGCGAGUGGGGGCUACGAUGUUUGGCUUACAGGAACUCCUCAAGCCAGUCCCGGAUUGCAGGGCAAGAAUGUCUUUGAGGAGAUCCAACAGUUUGCGAAGUCGGCGGCCUCCGCCUCGCACAGCAAGUCCGAGGGGCUGCUGGACCAAGGCUCUUCCAGCAAAUGGAAGGAGUUCAACUCUUCCCUUCUGAAUUACGUGGCUGGAGCACUGGUGCUUCUCAACUCGCUGAUCAUGCUUUGCGAGCUGGAAGUGGAAGGAAGGGCAAUUGGACAGCAGCUGGGCCAAGUGGGUGAAGCUGCGCCGCUGGAGGAAGUGCGGCCGGUCUUCAGCACUUUGGAUGGGGCCUUCGUCUUUGUCUUCCUGGCUGAGCUCCUGGCGCGGAUUUUUCUGGAACGAUCCAGCGUGCUUCGUGAUGUUGCGUUUUGGUUUGAUGCCUUUUUAGUGGCUGCAGGUUUGGCGGACAUGAUUAUCAUCCUUCCGCUUGUGGACUCUGGUGCCGGAGGGAUUGGAGGCGAUCCAAAGAACAUCGUCCUUCUUCGCCUGGUGCGUGCCUUGAAGGCGUUCCGUGCCAUCCGGAUGGUCAGGACCCUGAGGCUUUUCAAAGGACUCCGCCUUUUGGUGAAAGCCUGUCAGUGCUUCUUGCCCUCCUUGGGUUGGGCCAUGGUCUUGCUUGGCAUCUUCAUGUCCAUGGGGGCCUUGAUCCUCGCAACCCUGCUGCAGGACUUUCUGCUGAACCAAACAUACCCGCUCGAAGAGUGGAUUUGGAUUUGGAACCGUUAUGGGACUGCAUACAAAGCCUUGUACACUCUCUAUGAGAUCACCUUUGCUGGAAACUGGCCGGUCAACGUGCGGCCGGUACUGGAAUCGGUGUCUCAAUAUUACGUAAUAUUCUUCAUUUUGUACAUCACCAUCAUUGUCUUUGCAGUGAUCCGCGUGAUUUCCGCGAUCUUCUUGAAGGACACGUUGGACGCGGCCAACAACGAUGCCGAACAAGCGGUGGUGGAACGCUUGCAGAGCAAGAAGAAGUAUGUCGACAAAUUGGAGGCCAUUUUUAAGGCCAUCGACACCACCGGGGACGGCAUGAUUACAGAGGAGCGGUUGGCAGAGAUGUUGGCCAAUCCGGUCGUACAAACAUAUUUCCAAACGUUGGACGUUGAUGUGCACGAAAGUGCGGCUUUGUUUCACCUGAUGGACAAUGGAGAUGGUGAGGUCACAUUGGAAGAGUUCAUACAUGGCAUCAUGAGAUGCAAGGGACAUGCACGUGCUCUUGACCAAGUGGCGAUGCAGAAUCAGAUUAAGGCCUCCCAGUUUCCAACGCUUUUCAAGCUCGAGGGAUCGACGUUCUUUAGUCUGCAGGAAGGUCUCCAGUGGAGUGCGACGGCGAUGGAGCCCUUGGAACUCUUGGGCUCGGUGCUCCAGGAGGAUGUGUGCAUCAUGCACGAACGCGCUAGUGGAGGCGGACCAUGGGACGUUGCAGAAGGAGAACACCUCUUCGUGGCGGGCGUGGUGAUGGACUCCUUCGAUCCAGUGGCCAAGCACAUGCAGGCAGGCCGCUCCAGAUCCGCUGUGCCUGCCCGCCUGGACUCACUGGCUCAAGUUGCGUCCAACUCCCAAGCUGCAUCAACUGCGCCAGUGGCGGGAUAUUUGGCUCGAGGCGUCAGAAGAUGGGGUGCUGCGCGGGAAAAGCGGUUGUCUCCGGCAGCUGAGCGGACGAGCCCAUGUGGUCCCAUGCGACCAGGGGAGGACUCGUGCAUGCGACGGGGAGGACUCGUGCAUGCACGAAGACGUUCAAUGUGGCGAUGGAUGUGUAAUGGAGGCUAUGCCAUCUCCAGCUUCAUGAUUUGGGAGGUGACUCAUCCUGGCCUGCAUGGAAAAUUCAAUGCCUCGCUCAUUGCUCGGGUGUGCCAGGUCUGUGGGUGGGGCACUCUUGUAGGUCAGUUUUCAAGGACCAUCCAUGAAUUGGGCGUAUCCAGCACAGCAUAUCCUUGUCCACCAAUUUCGGGGGCGAUUCCAAUACCGCCAGGGCAGGGGGUAUGCCUUCGUCCUUUUUUGCGCACAACGUACCUCUGA